Messenger RNA from Papilio machaon (common yellow swallowtail), 906 nucleotides. RefSeq lists its product as uncharacterized. The record is from RefSeq and is a predicted model, not a curated record. Bases 25 to 906 code for a protein of 293 amino acids. The transcript is spliced from 3 exons. NCBI's taxonomy places the organism in Eukaryota, Metazoa, Arthropoda, Insecta, Lepidoptera, Papilionidae.
UAUCGAGAGUAUACGUAUCGUAGAAUGAGGAGUAAUUUUAAUUUAAUAUGCGUAAUGUUAAUAUUAAAAUUAUCCGUUCCGGUCUUCUGCAGCGCAGACGACGAUCAGAAUCUUGGAUUCGGUUUUAGUGAAAGAACAGAAGAUUCUGAUAGUGAACAGGAAUCAACUAAUCCUACGAGUUCAGAAACGGAUAAUAUGUCAACAAUGGAUGAAACACAAGAAGUAACUACGACUGAAGAAAUAUUGAGAAUAACGAAGAAGAUAAAAGAAGAAGAGAAGCCUAAAGAAACUCCGCCUAAAAUUACAAAUAAUGCAACGGAAGUAUCUUAUAAGAUAAAGGAUAUUUGUGCAAACUUCAAAUAUGCAGGUCCGAUCGUACUCAAUAAAAUGGUAGAUUUGUGGCAAACUGCAUAUUAUAGUUCACCACAAAAAGUACCAUGCUUUAAAAUGUUUAUAAGAAGACUAACAAUGAAGGAAAAACAAUUAUUCAAGCAGAAAUAUGGAAGUUUCGAUGAUGCAGUAGAAUGGGAAGAUUGUAAUUUAGAAAUAAGAUCUAGUUUGGAAGCAGAAAAACAUUUCCUACAAGGAUGUGAGAAAGGACACGGCGUUUUAGAAAACAUUAUUAUUGGAACACGCAAUGGAGAUAAUACAACAGAUUUCUACCAAAAGCCAGAAAGUCCUGACCAGUGGCUUGUAGUCCAAAACUUACUGUUGAAAAGGAACUGCGAUACUGGAGAUGUCAUAGUUUUUUCAAGAGUACCACACAAACCUCGUAAUAGCGUGAUAUCGGAAGCUUUAAAAAUCUUUGGCGAGAGCGACGCUGAUGGAAAAUUCGUAUGUGGUGAUCAACCACCGAUAAAGAAGAAACCUCAUGAAGUCGAAGAGGAAGUAGACGAAAGUACCUAA